CCACCGAACGCCCUAGCUUCCCCCAUGUCCCCCGCCAAAAGCACUCUCACUCCCCAACGCAAGCACCGCAAACUUCUCAAAGACGGCUCUGGCUCUGAAGUAUGGCCUGAAUCCGUAGAACACGUCUUUGUCGAGGGCCUCAAAGCUUACUGGAACUCUCCAUGGGCGUCGUGUUCAGGUGGAAGGUCUCGGUGGAGGAAUCAAUUCCUCGUCGAGUACUUACAGCAGAAGGGCAUCGAGAGAUCUAAAAAACAAGUGGCCAGUCAUCUUCAGGUUCUACGAAACAUGUGGAAAGGCGAGCCAGAGUAUCAUCUCGUAGCAGGCGCGGACGAAGCUAUUUUGGAUCAUACCAAUAACUCCCCGAGCAGCUCCAGCUCAUCAUCGCUUCCAGGCUCUUCCUCACUUCCCUCCAGUCCGCCUACAUCUGUCCAUUCCAGUCCUAUUCCGACCGAUUAUCUCUCUCUUUCGAACGCCUCACCACUGAGAGCAACAUGCAUAACCCUCCAAGCCUCCCAGAUGACACCGUUCCAUAUCAAAAUCGACGGCCUUUUACCCCCGACUUGUCCUACACCCCCUCCAGCAGUCAUAAAACUUAGAUUAAGUGUCCCACCACCCACAUCAUCUGGGCUAUUCCAGGGUUUCACGGGUUCAGUGGGAAUUACUUCCUUUACCGGACGGGUGAAAUGUACGACAAAAGUCUACGUUGAUGGGAGAAAGGUUUUGGAAGAGAUGGAUGAGAUGCGCGUUGUCAAAUCAGAGGAUCAAGACGUUUCAGAGGUGAUCUUACCUAUGAGCAAUUUGACGACGUGUAGAUGGUUUGAUCCGGCCAAACGUACAAGCCUCACACAGGAAAUAUCUUUGAUUCCUGUUGACGUCCAGAAUCAGAAAGUACAACCGUUGCUCUACAUCAUGUACGAACUGGACAGGAACGCUGAUUUUCCAGAGGCCAAGGUGGUCAGAUACGACCGUUAUCAUACCUCCAGUUCCAGCACUACUACCAGAUCGCCUCCAGCCACGUACAACCCCGGCAGCCCACCGGCGUCGCAGUAUCACAUUGUGAAUGUCAACGGUUCGUCGACGUCGACACCAUGGAGUGGAAGCUUGUUCCAACUGUCGUCGACGUCGUCCUCUUCUUCGGGAGAGUCCGGGGAAGGUGUACCGGCGCCUUCACCACUAUUGGGUAUGGCAUCGUUGAAUCCGAACUCGCAAUCGCCGUUCUCGAAUUCGAGUCACUUCCCGCACACCCUUCCUCAUACACGUAUUCAUCCGCAGGCACAUACGGAACUCUAUCACCAUCAACAGAUGCAACCUACCCUUUCGACCUAUAAUUAUUCGUAAAUCUCCCUUUUAUCCUUCUUUGUGUGUUGUACGAUAAUGUGGAUUGUAUUACUAUGUGGAUUGAUUACUUGCCUCCUCUCCUUUCUUUUGACGCGUUGAAGCUUCACAGCUGUUCCGCAAAUAGACAUUUUCUCUUCUCUCCCCAGGAAUAUUUUUUGACUUUUGAAUUCCCAGAACUUUGGAUGUACCUGUUGUAUCGCGUAUGUUAUAAUUGUUACAGUAUAUUCUUGUGGUUAUGUUACAGCCAGUCUAUAUCAUCUAGUCGUAUUUACCAAACUCAAUGUUGAACGUGGAUCUUUUCUCUUCUGUGA
Marasmius oreades (fairy-ring Marasmius) is the source of this 1649-nucleotide messenger RNA. RefSeq lists its product as uncharacterized. NCBI's taxonomy places the organism in Eukaryota, Fungi, Basidiomycota, Agaricomycetes, Agaricales, Marasmiaceae. Gene Ontology annotation, biological process: regulation of DNA-templated transcription. The transcript has 2 exons. Gene Ontology annotation, molecular function: DNA-binding transcription factor activity. Bases 25 to 1338 code for a protein of 437 amino acids. The record is from RefSeq and is a predicted model, not a curated record.